Molecule: messenger RNA, 2069 nt
Organism: Plutella xylostella (diamondback moth)
Lineage: Eukaryota; Metazoa; Arthropoda; Insecta; Lepidoptera; Plutellidae
Gene: Sas-6
Product: Spindle assembly abnormal 6
Source: RefSeq, a predicted model, not a curated record
UUUAUUUGAUUUGAUUGGAAAUUAUUCAACUUUACAAUAUUCUCACAAUACCAUAAAAUGGGCCGGGAUUCUUACCACAAAGGAAAAUAUUUUGUCACAUUCAAACGGGGUUUUGAAGACUGCAAGAAAGAUAUCACUAUCACAGUGGAUAAAGUUUACGAGAAUGAUAGCUUGAGAAUCAUUCUGUCUGAUGAUGAGGAUCCAGCGUUUCUUUUUGUUCUGAAUGUGACCCGGUGCGACUACGAGGAUCUGAAGAGGCAGCAGGGACUGCUCAUCGACUUCGACAACUUCCCCUCACAACUGGUGCGGCUCUUGCAACAGUGCUCAUCCAAUAAUAUGUUUCUAAUAAUGCAGCAGUCCAACCCGGUCCAGUUCUACUUCGAGGUGGUGGAGCACAACGAGUUCAAGCGCCUGGUGCAUUUGUCACUGAAGACUGGACCCGCCUCCGAUACUGAUGUCAAGAAACAUAUGUCUGACACUAUCAUCAAUCUAAAGAAAUCCUUAUCUGCUGUGAAGAGUUCACUGUCAAGUAGUGAAGCGAUGUGGAGUGACAAGUGCAUGAUGAUGGAGCGCAAGCUGCACGACCUGGCGCAGGCCGUCUCCAAGAUGGAGGAAGACAAGCAGCGGAAGGAGGCCGAGUUUCAGGAGUCUUUGAAGUUAGAAAAGGAUAGAAUGGCACAGGAAAGACAUCAAUGGCAGAAAAGUUUAGAAUCGAACACAAAAUCACAGUUAGCAAUAGCACAAGAAAACAUGAAUAGGAAAGAUAAGACUAUUGAUGAAUUAAAUUCAGCUAUCAAACAACAGAAGGACAGUAUAAAUCAUCUGGAGUUGCAGUUAAGUGAAAAAUCCCAUCGAAUGAACAUGUUGGAAAAGGAAGUGCAGAAAGCACACAUAGAAGUGGCCACCACAAAGGCCAAAAAUGUAUCCCUUGAGAGGGAAGUGAUGGAAAAGGAAAAACAAUGCCAUCAAACUAAUUUGAAAUAUGGUGACUUGGAAAAGACUUUCAGAGAAAAUUCUGACCUGAUAAAAGAGUUAAACAACACUAUCAAAACGCUAAAAAGGGAAAAGUCAACACUAGAAGAGCGUCUGGUUAUGAGUGAAUCGCUGGCUAAUAAAAACAAUAAUGCAGCGCAAACAACCUCCGAACAGUUACUGAAGGCCAAUCAAAUUAUAUCCAAACAGAACAGUGAUCUUAUUGAAAUUAAAGAAAAGCUUCUGUGCAGAACAGCUAUAGCAUUGGAACAAGAAAAGGUGAUAGAAGCGAACACCAAAGAAAUCACCGACUUGAAAACAGAAGUAAAGGAGACGAAACAAAGUAUGGAUAAGCUGAGAGUAGAACUGGACAAUCUCAAAGAAAAAUACGAAAAUAACGACAGAGCGUUGAAAGACAAGGAGGAGACAAUAAAGAAUAACAAUAUGGUUAUCCAAUGGUUACACAAAAAGAUGGAAGACAACUGCAUAGCACCUGACUCUAGUAGACCGAGGCAGGGCCUCAUGACCGCAACCAGCUCGACACCUUAUUUCCUGUCCAAUAAGGGCCACAAUCAUAAUGACACAAAUGGAAUGCAUGCCAUGUCGGAUGAGUCCAUCAAUUUUUACGCAACUUCAAAAUCAGACGUAGAGGAUAGCCCUAGGCCAGAGAUGAAUAAAGUUGGCUUAGAUCCUAAAUACCUAAAGCCUGCACCUAGUGAUAGACAAUUAAAAUCCACGGAUAGAAAAGAUAAAACCUCCGCCACGGCCGGUACUAUCAGCGCCAAAGGCAAAGAAAAUAACGCUAUAAAUUUACCUCAAGUAGAUUACAGAGAGAAAAAGUCUGGAAAAGCAGUUUCUUACAGAGCAACCCCAGUAUCAGCUUACUUUCCAUAAUGCAAUAGAAAAUUGCUUGAAUGCUGAAUCUCGAACUAAUAAGUAGGUAUAUGAAUGGUAGGCAGCCUUUGUGCAAUAGUUUAGUAUUUAUUGUGGCCUGAUUUUAAUUUAGGCAACAGUGAACAUGUACAGUAAAAGUUAGACAGGUAUUAUAAAUAGUAGUUUUAUUUUUGUACAAAUAAACAUUUCCUUACUAAAAUAUA